AUGUGGAGACCGAUCACCAGCAGGCAGCUCAGCGUGCUCUGCUGGCGACUCGGCAGCACGGCGUUGACGCGAACGUCAGCCGCUCGUGUCAACGCCGGGCGACGAAGACCCAAUGAGUUGCGCCCCUUGUUGCGAAGACCGUGCACCUCGGAAACCUCAACAAGCGCCAAGCCGGUUUCAGCCACUGCGCGCACAAGCGCAGCGCCCGAGCCGCGCACCACCGAGUCCGCGUCAACAGCCGAGGUCGACCAGCACACCUCGUCGUCGUCGGUAGCAGAGGCAGCACCCGAGGCGGUCCAGGCGUACCGUCCGGGGGAUCGCCGACCCGGCUGGGCCGGGUUCUUCCGAGGCCUCUUUGGCGGCACCCAGGCGGCGAUCGAGGAUACGCUCGCAGCGGAAGCUCGGAGGCGCGGCCAACUCAACGACGCAGAGCCCGUGCGAGCCAGCGUACAGCGUGCUCAUCGCUCGCGAUCAGCAGCCACCUCUCACGCAACGUCUACGGCGUCGGCAGCGAACCGCGAAGCUGGCACCGCACUGGUACCCCAGGGGCGCGUUCGGUCGCACGACGAUGACGCUCAAGGCGAUGCAUCCACAACAACAGGCUAUGCGUCCGUGCUGAACCGAAUCUUUUCGCGGUUUGCGGGUUCACCGUUUAUGCGAUCAGUGCUGGAGGCUAAAGAGCGCGUCAGCGAGCGUCUGGAUGAGAGUGAUCAUCCAGUGGUGAACGUCUUUCGAACGAUUCACGACCGCUUCUUCGCGGAGAAUGAAAUGGCACAAGUCAUUGGAGCGAUUCGGACCCUUGAUCCCAAGUUUACCAUAUCUCGUUUCCUUGUAGAUAUCGAGAGUCGUCUGAUUCCAACCGUUCUUGGAGCGUAUCUUGCCGGUGACCUGGAGACAUUGCAAGAGCACUGCACUGAAGAGGCGUUCGCUAUGAUGGCUGCAAGCAUCCACGAACGGCGCCUCAGCGGCAUCGUCAUGGACACGCGCAUUCUGGACCUGGACCACGUCGAGCUGGUAACCGGUAGGUUCCUCGACGAAGAACCCGUGCUUAUCGUACAGUUCACCACGCAGCAAAUCCAUUGCCUCCGGGACCUCCACGGUGAGGUUAUUGAGGGUGCGCCCGAUAACAUCCGCGCCGUGUACUACGUGUGGGCACUGUGCCCGGCGUUCGCGGGAGAGCCCGCCGCCUCUGCCGCCGCCGCCGCCGCCGCUGAAGACACGACAUUCACCCCGACGUGGCGUCUCAUGGAGAUGGUCGUUCGUGGGGCACACGCAACCAUAUAA
Cyanidioschyzon merolae strain 10D is the source of this 1284-nucleotide messenger RNA. RefSeq names its product similar to mitochondrial presequence translocase subunit Tim44. Gene Ontology annotation, biological process: protein import into mitochondrial matrix. Bases 1 to 1284 code for a protein of 427 amino acids. Gene Ontology annotation, molecular function: protein-folding chaperone binding. The transcript has a single exon. Gene Ontology annotation, cellular component: mitochondrial inner membrane. NCBI's taxonomy places the organism in Eukaryota, Rhodophyta, Bangiophyceae, Cyanidiales, Cyanidiaceae. The record is from RefSeq and is a predicted model, not a curated record.